AACUACACUUGGACUGAGAGAGAAGAAAAUGGAUUUAACAGCAUGGAGCUUGAGGGAAGCUUGUGGUGGGGGUUGGGGUUCAACAAUAGCAACUAGGCCCAACAAUGUUUGCUUUCUCAGGAUUUGCCAUAAUUUCUCCUUCCCGUUUUGGUCAUACCCAUUUGCCCAAAUUCCCUCCAAGUCCUUUGUUGUCCACGCCGGGAAGAAAAAUUCACAUUCCGAGCCAGUUUUGAAGCCAACCAUCGUCCAAAAAGUGUCAAUGCACGACGAAGACCACCUCCUCUUUGAUGAAUUUGAAGAUGGGGACUUGGGGAAUGAUGAUAAUUAUUUUGAGGACGAGUAUUUGCCAGAAGAUGUUGAACCCUAUGUUGGGGAUGGAGAUGGAGGAGGUGGAAUCUCACUUGCUGGGACAUUGUGGGAUAAAGAAGCAUUAGCAAUAGCUGAAGAGGUUUCUCUAUCAUUUGAUGGUGACUUGAAAAUAUAUGCCUUUAAGACAUUACCAAAUUCCAUCAUUCGGGUGCGCAUUGAGAAGUCCUCAAACAAGUCUGGUUCCCCCAGUAUUACUGAUAUUGAAGCUUUCUCGUUGGCCUAUAGAAAACGGUUAGAUGAAGCUGAACUUUCUGGAUCUAUUCCCAAUAACAUCUCUCUGGAGGUGUCUUCACCGGGCGUUGAAAGGGUUGUACACAUUCCACAAGACCUUGACCGGUUCAAGGAUCGCCCUAUGUAUGUGAAAUAUGUCAGUGAGGUAGAUGUGACUGGUUCUUCCACCAAAAAUGAUGGUGUUUUCAGGCUUGUUUCUUUUGAUUUGGAAACAAACUGUUGCAUCUGGGGUUUAGCAGAUGUUAGGGUUAAUAGGGAAAAAGCAGGGAAAGGAAGACCACUUAACAAAAAGCAACGGGAGUGGCGGUUGAACACACCCUUCGAUUCCUUAUGCUUAGUCCGGUUAUAUUCUGAAAUUUGAACAUUGACUCAUACAUCUUUGUACAAAACCAUAAAAGCAUAUUUGUACAAAGCCAUAAAAGAUCUCCCUAUUACAUUGUAGUGGAUAGAUUUAUCACCACAAUAAGUAUGAUUAUCUUCAUUUUCCAUAUUUGGUUCUCCCUUAUAGCUUUCUAAGUAUGACUAUUGACAAUUGUGGUUUAUGUCAUGUAUUUUUGUAAA
Camellia sinensis is the source of this 1161-nucleotide messenger RNA. The record is from RefSeq and is a predicted model, not a curated record. Lineage: Eukaryota; Viridiplantae; Streptophyta; Magnoliopsida; Ericales; Theaceae.